This is a messenger RNA of Aureobasidium subglaciale EXF-2481, 816 nucleotides long. RefSeq lists its product as uncharacterized. The transcript has a single exon. Gene Ontology annotation, molecular function: protein serine/threonine kinase activity; ATP binding. Gene Ontology annotation, biological process: protein phosphorylation. The coding region runs from base 1 to 816 and encodes 271 amino acids. The record is from RefSeq and is a predicted model, not a curated record. Gene Ontology annotation, cellular component: cytosol; EKC/KEOPS complex; nucleus. Lineage: Eukaryota; Fungi; Ascomycota; Dothideomycetes; Dothideales; Saccotheciaceae.
AUGACAUCGACAGAUAGUCCCUCGACGGGUCAAGCGCACCAUCAGCUGCCCUUCCCCUUCUCGAACCAGGACGACUCUACGCCAGCUCCCCUUCUGCUUACUCAAGGCGCUGAAGCUCUCGUGUACCGCACCACCUUCCUCACAUCUUCUACAGCUUGCGCACUCAAGUAUCGACCGGCAAAGCCAUGGAGACACCGUACACUGGAUCUUCGAUUGACCCGCCAGCGCAUUCUCGCCGAAGCCAGAGUCUUGACCCGGUGCCGACGUGAGGGUGUGGCUGUACCUGCUGUACUAGGCCUCGAUUGGGAGCGCGGAUGGCUGGCACAAGAGUGGAUCUUUGGUAACACUGUUCGCAGAGUCCUGGACUGGGUGCACAGAGAGAGCGGCCUCAGCGACACGGACAAGAAGCAACAGGUGCACGACCUGUUGCGAAGGAUUGGCAGCGCUCUUGGCCGUCUACACGAGAGAGGUCUGGUUCAUGGUGACCUCACCACCAGCAACUUGAUGAUCCGACCCGAAGAGAGCACCAUCAGCGAAGACGACAGACAGAUUGGGAAAGCAGUCAGUAUAACAAGCACGGAUGGUGAGGUCGUCCUCAUCGACUUCGGUCUUGCUCAGCAGACAGUACAAGAGGAGGACAAAGCUGUCGAUCUAUACGUGCUGGAAAGAGCCUUUGCCUCGACACAUCCCGAGGUGGAGCAAGACUUUGGCAAUCUGCUGCAAGCCUACGGCGACAGCUACAAGGGCGGCAAGACAGUACUCAAGAGAUUGGAAGAUGUGCGCAUGAGAGGAAGAAAGAAGAGCAUGUUGGGUUGA